Molecule: messenger RNA, 618 nt
Organism: Olea europaea var. sylvestris
Lineage: Eukaryota; Viridiplantae; Streptophyta; Magnoliopsida; Lamiales; Oleaceae
Product: glutaredoxin-C1-like
Exons: 1
Coding region: 63-407 (114 amino acids)
Source: RefSeq, a predicted model, not a curated record
ACCAAUUCAUUUCCUCGAAAUCGAAGCAACCUAAAUCCCAUCUGUCUACACAAACUGAGAUAAUGCAUUAUCAAUCAGAGUCCCGGAAUUCUUAUCUACAACUCAUUCAACGAUUGGCCGAGGAGAACGCAGUGGUGAUUUUCAGCAAAAGCACAUGCUGCAUGUGUCAUGCCAUCAAAAGGCUCUUCUCUGGGAUGGGAGUGAACGCAAACGUUUACGAGCUGGACGAAGAUCCCAGAGGAAUUGAAAUGGAGAAAGCUCUCAUUGGGUUACUGGGCAGCUCCUCGGCCGUGCCGGUGGUGUUCAUUGGCGGCAAACUGGUGGGUGCUAUGGACACAGUCAUGACCUCUCACAUCAAUGGCACCCUUGUGCCUCUCCUAAAAGAGGCUGGUGCUAUCUGGCUUUGACUUCUGUCGAUUUCUCUCUUUCUUGACAGAUUUUUGGAGCAAGAAAGAGAAUAAGUAACUCGACUUCUAUAUUUAUAUAGUGAAUGGAAUGCAGAGGAAGAGGAGUUUGUUGUAGUGAGUUUUACCUUUGUUUUCACAAUUACAAAUCCGCAUAGUCGGAGGAAUGUAGUUGCUCCCUCCUCUGUAAAUAGAGACUUUGUUAUGAAAUUAC